GGUUCAAUUGAAGACAUGAUUCUUGGUGUUAAUUAUGCUUCUGCUGGUGCUGGCAUUAUUUUCUCAAGUGGCUCUGAAUUGGGUCAGCAUAUCUCCCUAGCACAACAAAUAGAGCAAGUUACUGAUACUAUUCAGCAAUUUAUAAUGACUAUUGGUGAAGAAGCAACAGCUGAUCUGAUAUCAACUUCUGUGUUCUACAUUUCGAUUGGAACCAACGAUUACAUUCAUUACUAUCUCCGGAAUGUAUCUGAUAUUCAAUCUGUUUACUUACCCUGGAGUUUCAACCAGUUUUUGGCACAGACAAUGAAACAAGAGAUUAAGGUGCAGUUUAUUCUGCUUCUAUAUAUGUCAGCAAUGCUUUCUAAAGCUUUCUCUAGGAAUUUAUCUAAUGUGUAUAUACUGGUGGAACAGAACUUGUACAAUGCCAAUGUAAGAAAGGUGGUUGUAAUGGGACUGGCUCCAAUAGGGUGUGCUCCUUAUUAUCUUUGGCUAUACCAUAGCAAGAAUGGACAGUGUGUCGAAACCAUAAAUGACAUGAUACUGGAGUUCAACUUUGCUGUUAGAUAUAUAGUUGCUGAACUUAAUGAGGAGCUUGUUGGUGCCACUGUCAUCUUCUGUGACGCGUUUGAAGGUUCAAUGGACAUCAUUCAGAAUCAUGACCGUUAUGGUUUCAAUGUAACAGAUGAGGCUUGCUGUGGUUUAGGCAAAUACAGAGGCUGGAUCUUGUGCAUUUCCCCUGAAAUGGCAUGCAGUAACGCCUCGAACCAUAUCUGGUGGGAUCAAUUUCAUCCGACUGAUGCUGUGAACGCGAUCCUUGCCGACAAU
This is a messenger RNA of Nicotiana tabacum (common tobacco), 825 nucleotides long. The record is from RefSeq and is a predicted model, not a curated record. Lineage: Eukaryota; Viridiplantae; Streptophyta; Magnoliopsida; Solanales; Solanaceae.